AUGACCAAACCCCUCCCAGAACUGACACUCAUCGUGGCCGCGACCCAGCAAAUGGGCAUCGGCCGCGGUGGGACUCUGCCAUGGACGGGUUUGCGCAAGGAGAUGGCGUAUUUUGCUAGGGUUACUAAACGCCUUCCUACUUCUGGGGGUACCCUUCCUACUUCUACUUCUACUACUGCUGGUACUGUUAGUAGUACUGUUACUGCUGGUCAGGCUGGGUCUGGGGCUGCCUCUGGGGCUGUCGCUGGGGCUACCGCUGGGGCUGUUGCUGGGGCUGUUGCUGGGAACGGGAGUGAAAGCGUAUCUGGAUCAGCGACUGGAACAGGGACGACUGUGACCGGAAGUGCAUCAACCACCCACCCCGAGCCCCCCCAAAACGCCGUCGUCAUGGGCCGCAAAACAUGGGACAGCAUCCCCCCCCGCUUCCAACCACUCGCGGGACGUCUAAACGUGAUAGUCUCCCGAACCCUGCCGCGAGAGGGCCGAGAAGACGGCACUGGACGGGUCGUGGUGCAUAGUCUGGAGGAGGCUAUUCGCGUUCUUACUUCUUCUUCUGCUUCUACCUCUACUUCUACCUCUACCACCGCCUCUUCAGCCUCCUCGACGAAAGACACCCGCAUCUUCGUGAUAGGCGGCGCACAAAUCUACCGCGCCUCUCUCGCCCUGCGCGAGGCACGCCGGGUGCUGCUGACACGGGUCCUCACCGCAUUUGAGUGUGACACAUUCUUUCCAAUCCGGCUGGACGAAGGGCCGGAGGGGGAUAAGGAGUGGAAGCGGGUUGGGCAGGAGGAGAUGGAUCGGUGGGUGGGGGAGGCUGUGCCGAGGGGGGUGCAGGUUGAGGGGGGGACGGAGUAUCGGUUUGAGAUGUGGGAGAGGGUGGGUGCAGAUGAAUAA
Dichotomopilus funicola is the source of this 894-nucleotide messenger RNA. Its product is annotated as dihydrofolate reductase-like domain-containing protein. Gene Ontology annotation, molecular function: dihydrofolate reductase activity; NADP binding. The coding region runs from base 1 to 894 and encodes 297 amino acids. The transcript has a single exon. Gene Ontology annotation, biological process: glycine biosynthetic process; dihydrofolate metabolic process; folic acid metabolic process. Lineage: Eukaryota; Fungi; Ascomycota; Sordariomycetes; Sordariales; Chaetomiaceae. Gene Ontology annotation, cellular component: mitochondrion. The record is from RefSeq and is a predicted model, not a curated record.